Candidula unifasciata is the source of this 2570-nucleotide messenger RNA. NCBI's taxonomy places the organism in Eukaryota, Metazoa, Mollusca, Gastropoda, Stylommatophora, Geomitridae. The record is from the annotation of a GenBank genome assembly.
GCCUGGCGAUGCCUUCCAGAUCCAGUUUUCCAUUAACGGAGAGAAGCAUGUGGUAUACGAAAGCUACCCUGCCACCACGACUCUCAAUGAUUACAUCAGAGAUGUGGCCGGACUCAAGGGGACUAAAGUCAUGUGUCGAGAAGCCGGGUGCGGCUGCUGUGCUGUGGCUGUCACCCACGCCUCUGGUGGCGACAAGGUGGAGACGAUGAGCAUCAAUUCGUGCAUAACUCCCUUGUACAGCGUAGAUGGCUGGCAGAUUACUACAACAGAAGGUAUAGGAAAUCAGAAAGAUGGCUUUCAUCCAAUCCAAAAACAAGUGGCCAAACAUAAUGCCACCCAGUGUGGAUACUGCACACCUGGCUUUGUCAUGUCUAUGUAUGGCCUUCUCCACCAGAACCCUAAGCUUACCCAGCAAGAGAUUGAAGACUCAUUUGAUGGCCACAUUUGUCGAUGCACAGGAUACAGAUCUAUUCUUGACGCCAUGAAGACUUUUGGCUCGGAUGCUACAGGACCGAAUGCAAAGCCAAUUGAUAUUGAGGACCUAAACAAGCAUCUGUGCCCAAAAACUGGAGAAAAAUGUAAAAAGGACACAAAAUCCAACUGCCCAAUUACACCCCCUUCUUCUUUGUCCCUUGAUCUCAGAGACAGCAAAUGGCACAGACCACUUAAUCUAAAGGAACUUGGAACCAUUUUUACCAAAAACAAGGGCAAAUCCAUCAGGCUGGUGUUUGGAAAUACUUCAACAGGCAUCUUCAAAUUUGAUGGCCCUUAUGACAUCUACAUAGAUCUGCAUAGUGUGGAAGAGUUAUACCAGUACAAAGAGUCAGCCAGCAGUGUGAUAUUUGGAGCCAAUACAACCUUGACCAAGCUGAAGGAGCACAUGAAGAACCUUCAGUACAAGCCUGGAUUUUUCUACUGCACCCGUGUUAUCAGGCAUCUUAAAGUGUUGGCAAGCGUCUUAGUCAGAAAUGCUGGCUGCAUUGCUGGUAACUUGAUGAUCAAACAUAAUCACCCAGAUUUUCCUUCUGACCUCUUCACAAUGAUGGCAGCCAUUGGGGCAAGUGUUGGAGUCUAUGAUACAAGCUCAGGAAAGAUUACCAAACAUCCAAUACUGGAGUUUUUACAGAAAGUCAAAAUGGCAGGAAAAGUUCUGGCUUUUCUGGAGAUUCCGAAAUUUGAAGAGAAUGAGCACUAUCGCUCCUUCAAGAUCACUCCAAGAUGGCAGAAUGCGCAUGCUUAUGUGAAUGCAGCUUUCAAAAUACAAGUGGAAAAGCUUCUUGUGAAAACCAAACCUUCAUUUGUCUUUGGUGGAAUCAAUGCAGAGACAGUUCAUGCUACAAAGGCAGAAGAAUUCAUCAAAGGAAAAACUCUGAGUGAUGCUGUCAUAAAAGAAACUUUGAAAAUAUUGGCUUCUGAGCUAAAGCCAUCAUCAGAUGAUCCACUGCAUGCCUCAGCUAAAUAUAGACAUGAUUUGGCUGUCAAUUUGCUUUACAAGACCUUGCUGGAGGUGGCUAAGCCAACAGAUCCAAAGAUUCGCAGUGGAGCUGACAGCAUGGAGCGUCCAAUAUCAUCUGGACUUCAAACAUUUCAAGAGAAGAAGAGUGAAUUCCCUUUGAUGCAAGCCAUGCCCAAGCUGGAAGCACCACUUCAGGCAUCAGGAGAAACUGUUUAUGCAAAUGAUAUCCCUGCAUUCCAAAGAGAGCUGUAUGGGGCUUUUGUCAUUUCUACUGUUGCAAUUGGUGCUAUCGUAAACAUUGACUGCUCCGAGGCACUGGCAAUCCCAGGUGUGGUCAAGUUCAUCAGUGCUGCAGACAUUCCAGAGGGAGGUAAAAACAACUUCAUGGAUGUUGUAUUCUUCCCAACUAUUGGAGCUGAAGAGGUUUUUGUGUCCAAGAAUGUAGAAUAUGCUGGACAAAGCAUUGGCCUUAUCCUGGCAGAAACACAAGCUCUUGCCGAGCUUGCUGCCAGAAAGGUGAAGAUCACUUACGGCAGCAUGCAGGAGCCGAUCAUUUAUGUUGAAGAUGGAGUUGCCAAGGGAUCAUUUUUCGAGCAGAAAUUCAAUAAAAUUAUGGGCCAGUCUGAAGAUGCACUGAAGAAUUCUGACCUAACUGUGUCAGGACAAAUCUAUGAAGGGGGACAAUACUACUACUACAUUGAAAACCAGGUUUCUGUAGCUGUGCCCACAGAGGAUGGCAUAGAUGUAUAUUCAUCCACGCAAAUGCCAGACAUGACUCAGAAGUCCUCAGCUGACAUUAUUGGCAAACCAUUGAACUACAUCAAUUUGAUUGGUUGCCGUGUUGGUGGGGCAUUUGGAGGAAAGGCCCUCUACUCUAGUGUCAUGGCCGCAGCAGCCACACUAGGCAGUUAUGUCACAAAAAGACCUGUUCGUGUAUGUGUCAGUAUGAGCACCAACAUGAAACUUAUUGGCAAGCGGUUCCCUCUGAUUGCACGAUACAAGGCUGGCUUAAACCGUGAUGGCAAGAUGAAUAGCAUUGAUCUUGAGAUCUUUGCUGACAAUGGAUUUAGACCACCUAUCAUGAUCGAGGAGUUGUUGCAUUCACUAGACCAAG